UCCUUUCGUUUGUUUUCGUUGAGGAAUUGAGGAAGUGAAUUUUACAUCAAAUGCGGACUUGAAAUGAUAGAUCACCGGAUUUCUAACUUUGUAGCGUCGCGGCAGGUAUCACAUUAAAGCUGUGCAUGUUUCGGAGCAGACUGCGUGCUUUACGGUAGAUGACCUCAGUUAGCCUAGUGCUCUUUCAAGCGCUGUUAAAAACAUUUAGUGCGAUUUCGACCUAACGUCACUGGACCAGGAAAUAAAACGCAACACAAGGCAGCAGAUGAAGAACUGAUGCUGAUGAAAAAGAGAAACCAUACGUGUUUGAUAGUGUCAGGCAUGGCUUUAUUAGCCGUGCUCAUGAUGGUGCUGUACGGCACCAUUGGCACCCAGCCUCCCGUCACCUCCAGCCUCAAACAUGACUACCAGCUGCUGGGCAGACCUCUGUACAGACUGGACCUGGGCUGGCCCAAGAACCCAGAGGUGUUCACCGGGGACGUGUUUGCAGUGGCUGUUAACCAGUAUUCUGCUGUGGUGUAUGUAGCACAGAGAGGUAACAAUGUGCCCAAGGUGCUAGUGUUCACCACAGAUGGAGAUUUCCUCAUGUCCUGGAAUACAACCACCCUGGAGAUGCCUCAUGGCAUGUUUUUGGCAGACGCUGCCUCGUCAAACCCUACAGUGUGGAUCACAGAUGUGGGGAGCGGCCCAUACGGCCACUGCAUCAAACAGUACUCAUCAUCUGGGAAGCUCCUGCAGGUGCUUGGUACGCCAGGGAAGGCAGGUACUGGGUUGAACCCUCUGCAGUUUGACCAGCCGGCUGAGAUCUUUGUCCACGACUCAGGAGAGAUGUACAUCGUGGAUGGUGAUGGCGGGAUGAAUAACCGUCUCAUUAAGCUGUCCAAAGAUCAGGAGGUAGUGUGGACGCACGGAGAAAAAGGACAACGCCCGGCUCAGUUCUACAUCCCCCACAGCGUGACCGUAGACAGCGCCCAGAGGGUCUGGGUGGCCGACAGGGGGAAUAAGAGGAUCCAGGUUUUUAACUCCAUCACCGGAGACUGGUUGGGGACAUGGGGGAGCUGCUUCACAGAGGAUGCACCCUACUCAGUUCGCUUGACCCCGGACAAGAAGUACUUUGUUGUUGUCCAGCUUAACACCCACCAGAUCUCAAUGCUGGAUGCCCCACCGGUGGGUUUGAUUGGCCAGUGCAGAGUGGUCAGUGUGAUCCAGCUGGCUGAUGAAGUGAAGCCCCACCUGGUGGACCUGGACCUGAAGACAGGGGCCCUAUAUGUGGCUGAGAUUGCAGCUCAGCAGGCCCAGAAGUUCACCCCCUUCAGUCUGGGUGGAAGCAUCUAGUAGUGCCACAAUUGGAAAUGGAGUGAUCGAUCAGACACAAACUGCGUCAGUCAUAAGCAUUACCAGUUAUCUAAAACUGGACUGAAAAUGUCCACGUCUGUUAUUGUAAUUUGCAGUCAUGUGAUCAGGAAAAAGAAUCACAAAAUGAUUCUUUGAUGAAGCCUAAUAAAAUAAUAAAAAUAAAAAGAUUUAGAUGUCUAAGGUAUCCCCUGACAACCCUGUCUCAUAGAAAUGACCUUUUUAUUAUAAUACAGGUUUGCAACAGUAUUCAUGUUUCAAAAGAAACAUAAUGCUGUAUAAACACCUUUUUUUUUAAUCAACAAAAUAAGAAAAGGUGUUUGUUUCUGCAAAGUUGCAAAAUGUUCAUACUGAACACAGUUUCAAAACAUCCACAAAAUGUGACAACAUGUGUCUUUUGUUUUCUUACAAUAUCCACUCAUAGCAAAGAUGGCCUGAUUAGUGUUCUAUGCUUUUGUUUAGGCAACACACAGCACUUAGUCAAAGGUUAGAGGAAUCUUGUUUUGUUACGUGUUUUCUUUUUGAUUAAUCGACCAAAACUUCAAAAAGUGUUGUAGAAACCCAAUCUCAACCUUAUGUGGGACGCAGCAAACCUUAAUCUCUGGUGUCAAAGUCCUGCAUUACAAAAAAACAGCACCUCAGGGACUUGAACAAAGUAACAACAAAGUUGACAGUUGAUGACAAAGUAUGCACUGUACAUCUGUAUAAAGAGAAAAUAAGAGAAAUAAAUUAUAAGACCUGAGAGUGAAUCAACAGAUUCUUAAAGGGAUGGUUCAAAUUCUUUGAACUGGGGUUGUACGGGAUAUUUAUCCAUAGUCAGUUUAUUACAUACAGCAGGAGUCAGUCGGCACAGCCCAGUUUGGAGAAGCAGGCUGGAGUCCAGCAUGAAAGCUAAGCUAAAAUAGGCUGUAUUUUGUUACUGGCCCCUCCACAGCAGUACAUCGCCUCGCCUCCGUGUCGAAUUCCAGCCUGCUUCUCCAAACAGGAGGUGUGUUGACUGACAUCUACUGUAGGUAAUACACUGACUAUAAAUAUGUACCUGAUACAACCCCACUUCAAAAGGUCUGAGUUAUCCCUUUAAUAUUAAAGGACCAGAAUCAGGACCAACAUAAUCAGUGCAUCCCCACUUUCAAUUGAGCCAUUUGACAUAUGAAUGAGAAAUGCAGAAACAAUCCCAUCAAACAGAGGCUUAUUUUAAGGGGUCCCCUGUGCCAGGUUGUCCUGUUCACUAAUGCAUUCACAGUAUUUGGCAAAAAAAUGUAGUAUAUAAAUGUCAUUUUUUUGAGACAGGGUUUCCUCUGACGAAGCAUGUGCUGGUUUAAAAAGUUAUUAAUAUUCAGUGUUCAAUACUACAAUGGAAUUCAAAGUGGAAAAUAUUUGGUAACACUGGACUUAUAAAACAAUGUAAGGACUGGGCGUGGGUCAAUUAAAUAAUUUGUUAAAGUACUUGUGUAAAGUGUGAAACAAAGCCAAUUCUACUAUUACAGUAUAUUAUGCACUUAAUGAAAACCAGGUUUCUUUACAGUAGAUAAAGGUAAUUUUGUUGGUUAUUUAUUAUCAAUGCACUGUUAUCAAUGAUUGCUAUUCUAAGGUGAACAUAUGGCUAAUGCAUUUAUCAUUAUUUUUUGCUGUGUGUGAAGUGAAGUGCCAUCUGUAUUUUUCAUGACUUUGCAGCAGUUUCCUUUCCUCACUGCAGACACUUGAAACUCUCUUGUGCUUUUUGCCGGUUCAGCCUUUUGCCAGUAUAUGGCUGUUUCUAAAGACAUUUGUAUGAUUACACAUGUAAACAUGUGUAAAAGGCCAGAGCUGAACUGCCUAGCGGGCUGUUUGACCUGAGAUGUCUAUAAUUAUCAAAGCAGCACUUAAUAAUGCAGUGAAUAAAUAAAGUGUCUGAUGUUUAAUUCUUUCUGAAAAAUGAUUUGCUAUUGUAGGUCUAUAGUUAAUCUUGAUGUAUCAUAUUACUGUCUUGCAGUGUAUUUGCUGUACUACAGAAUCACCUGUAUUUUGAUAUUAUCAUUGUUAGGAAAGCAUUGUGAUUGCUUAAUUGUUUUUUCAUUGUUGCCACUAUCAGUCACUGUGCAGGCUGUGUGAGAAAAUGAAUUAUUUGGGAUUUCCCUGGAGAUUCAGUGAAGUAGGAAGUGAUACUUGUGGCCACUUGCUGCUGUCGGUUCAAAAGUCCUUCAGACAGUGACAGAAAACAAGGUACUCCCACACUGUAUAGAGCUGUGGGAUUGUUGCACUUAUGCUCAUUGCAUCCUCUAUUCAGUACAAGCCUCUGUCCAAUAACUGAGCUAAAUGUGAAUCAUACAACUUUUGUUUUCAAGCCCUGGCUUGCUGGUAAUGAUGGAGUCCAGGAAUCCAGUUUUACGCAUCAAGUUUAGUUUACUCACCUUUAGGAGUGCUACUGAACAGUUGUCUUUAGGGAGGCACGUUUAUAUCGUCACGUCAUUGGUACUGGCAAGUAUUGGCUUCAAAAUGAAUGAUCAGAAUCGGCCAACAGGCUUUUUCUUAUUUUGCAAAAUGACUGAAUAUUACAUACAUUAAAAAGCAUUCUAUUUCAUGUCUCUAUCUGCUGGUGGGUCAUCAGGAUGCAUGUAGGAUAUGACUUAAAUUCCACUACAGAAGAGACUUGAUGAUCACUAAAAUUAGGAAGGGAAAAAAGUGGAUAUAUCGAUAUCGGUAUUGGUCAUCAGCCAAAUAAGUUCUUAUAUAUCAGUAUAUCGGAUAUUGGCAAAAAAAUCCAAUAUUGUGCAUCCCUAGUUGUCUUACGUCUCGCACAGCUCUGCAGGAGCUUUGUCAAGUCUAAGAAAAUAGAUCUCAGUUUGGGCUUGGAGACGUCAAAUCUUAAAUAAGUAGCCUGCGUUACUGACGGUGUGGAUUAUGAAAAGAUGUGGGCAUUUGCAAGGCAGGCUUGGUCUGCAGAAGAUGCUAUUGCAUUAUGGGAAAUGUAGAAUUCGGAAGUGCAAUGUAUGGAAGUGCAAUACUCAAUCUAAUCACCAGUAAAAAUGAAAUGUUAGCAUUGUACAUUUCUGCAAACCACGGAUAUGUUACAUUUGUUCGUUAUUAUGUAGCAGGUACAUUGGUUAUAGUUAGGAAAAUAUUAUGUUUUGGCUUAGAAUACCUUGUUUUGGGGGCAUAAUCCUGGGCAACAAUGUCUCUGUAAAAAACAACGUUUUUUUGUACAGCUACCCCCAGCAGCAAUAGGUCACUAAAAAAACUCACUUUUGGUGCCUACAAAGAUGCUGGAAACAGCAAUGACUUGACUUCACAGCCAGUUUUGUUGUUUGUAGGUCUCAUCUUCAGUGGUCUGCAGCUUGGCAGGCACCUCAUCUAGUUGACACACUAUCCACCAUCCCCUCCAUCUCCUGAUGACAAAGUCAGCUCAUACUUCAGAAACACUGAUAGAUACAUAUGAAACACGCAAAUGUAACGUAAACAUGGUUUGCAGAAACUUAGAAUGCCAAUAAUUUCUUCUGGAGACUGGGCUGCAAUACAGCAUUACUGGAGCCUUGAAAAUAUUUUUUUUAAAUCAACAGCAGCAAUGUGAAAUGUGCUGAUGCUGCUCUUUUGUCCUGAUAUACUUUGAGACAGUGUUCUAUGCUGAAGGUUAUUGUAUGUAAAACAGGCAAAGUGACCAGUGAGUUUCAGUGAAGGACGUAUAGUUUAUUUGGUUUUAUUUUUAUCAUUUUCCAUGUGUACAGUAAACUGGGAUGCAUGCAUUUAUUGAUAAACAGAACUUUGCAUAAUAAUAGUAUUGUGUUGGAAAAUGCAUUUUAAGCUUAAUCCCAAUAAAAACAACAUGGUGAGUUGGCCUGUAUAUGCAGUAGGUACUUGCACAUAUGGGAGUGUUGAGUUUGUGUGUGUUUUGUUGUCCAAAUUUGUAUAAUUUGUCUCGAAAGUGAAAUUUGUUGUACAUGAAGUUUUAUUUUUCAUUUGAAGUCACUUUUGAAAUGUUAUUUUGUUUUCUUUUAAAUUCUUACUGGCAGGGAACCCAAGGGUGAAUGAUACUUCAAAUAAAAACGUUAAUCAUA
Molecule: messenger RNA, 5384 nt
Organism: Epinephelus moara (kelp grouper)
Lineage: Eukaryota; Metazoa; Chordata; Actinopteri; Perciformes; Serranidae
Product: NHL repeat-containing protein 3-like
Exons: 3
Coding region: 277-1335 (352 amino acids)
Biological process (GO): proteasome-mediated ubiquitin-dependent protein catabolic process; protein polyubiquitination; negative regulation of translation
Molecular function (GO): ubiquitin protein ligase activity; translation repressor activity; protein binding
Source: RefSeq, a predicted model, not a curated record